This is a messenger RNA of Striga asiatica, 4396 nucleotides long. The record is from the annotation of a GenBank genome assembly. NCBI's taxonomy places the organism in Eukaryota, Viridiplantae, Streptophyta, Magnoliopsida, Lamiales, Orobanchaceae.
GCGUAAUAGUGAUAUUAACCAAUUUUGGAGUCUCCCGCGGUGCUACCCGCCAUGUAGUGCCUUAUGCCUAUAUACCGAUUUAGGGUUUUGAUUUUCCCUCCAAAAAUCCCAAAUUGGGACAUUCCGCCCACAAUUCUCCCUGUGAUUUCCCAUAGGCUCCGAACACUGUCGCAUUAACGCGCCGCAGUCUCCAAUAUCUCCUUUUUCUGUUCGUUCGCUGUUCUGUUUUCUCAAAUCCUAUGAAAAAUGGGUUUUUAUAAAGAUGUCAGCAACCGCGACGCAAAUGAUUCUAAAAAUAACAAUUUCAAUGUAGAUUCGCGCGAUUUCGAGACCCAGCAAGUCGACAGUCAAUGCCCAGUUGGUGAUGGCUACGAAAUUGAUGACUUCCAGUAUCCGACAAAUACGAUGCCUGUUGAUGAGUGUUAUCUAUUUGAAGAUGCAUUCGAAACUCAGUAUGUGAAUCUUGCUGGGGAAACUCAAGUGGUGGAUGAUGUUGACGAAACUCAAGUGUUGGAGGAUCUUGAUUGCAUGAAAAAUAUGCCAAUGGAGUUCUUUGAUGAGUUAGAUACUGUGGCUGUUAACACAUCUGAAGGUGCAAAUAAAGAUGAAGCUUUCUAUGAGACCCAAGUGUUGUCCCAGGAUGGGUCUGAGAAAAUUGAUGAUGUGGAUUCAGUUAGUGUGGAGAACACUUCAGACACCUUCAGACAAGAGCCGUUCAGCAGAGGAUUUACUUCAAUCCGGACUGCGUCAAUCAGGUCCUCUGGUUUGGCAGCCCGUGAACAUGGAGCUAAACGCAAUUCAUGCCCCAGUAGUAGUGACAAGUCCUCUCUAGAACAAGAAACAUUUAAAAAAGGCAAUACAUCUUUUGCUCAGUGUUCUUUGGAGUCUGGCAUGAAAAACUGUCACAGUGGCCUUCGGGAUGUAUCCAUGGAAGAUACUGGACAGCUCGGAAACUUGGACAAAUGCAAGGUGGCUUGUGCAGCCGUCGUCAGGAAACUUUUCAAAGACGUUGAAUUUGCUGAGGUCGAUGAAACCGAAGCCUAUGAUAUUAACCAAACAGAUGAUAUUGCCGACAUAUAUUCUGAAAAAGGCUGUUUGGCUGGGUUAAGCUAUGCCAAUUCUCAGGAACCUGGGGAGCUUUCACAAGCCCAUGCACUCGAGGUUGUGGACAAGUUUCUUGAUGAUCAUGUUAUGGAUCUUGGUGAUGGUGUGGGGACUACAGUUAAAAAUGCCCAGAAAAAAACAAAGAUUGCCUCUGGCGUGAAAGGUUCACGUGAAUUGGCUAAAAAGACUUCUGCUUUGAAAGAAGUGAAUGGGGAAGAUGGAAUUUAUGAUUGGGAUAAUAGUCGUGAGGAUGAUGGCGGAGGGGAAUUUUUCAUCAAGAAGAAAGAACUGUUUUUUGAGAAUGGAGAUGGAAAAAAGAGAUGCCUUUCCAGACCUAAGAAUCCCAAUGGAGAUGAAAAGGAGCGGAACUGCACUAAUAGCAAACAUAAGGAUUUGGCUUAUUCAGAUUCAGAGCCGAUGUUGCGUAAAACUAGAGCAAAGGGAAAAAGUUCUUUCAAUAGUGUGGAAAGAAGCUUGACCCAAAACGAUAUUAUAAAGGAUUUAGUUGAUGAACAGCUAAAUGUGGAGGUCGAGCCUAACUUGGUCGUGACUGAGAAAAACAAGGAUAAUAACAUAGAAAUGAAUGAUGUGGGUGCCGAUACUCAAAUGGCUGCUGAGGCAAUGGAGACGUUGUGCUUCGAGGUCCAGUUGUCUGAAGAUAAUGGGACUAAUAAGAAUCCUGACACAGUUAAAGCUACCAGAAAAAAUCAAUUGACUGACAUAAUAAUAACCGCCCGUCCAGAAAAAUGCUUGACCGAGGAAAGACCCCACAGCCCGAGUAUUGGAGUGGUCACUCGCAAAGCCAAGCAAUUAAAAAGGACACGCCAAAUCAUAAGUGAUAAGCCGUCCGUUUUGCCAGAAGCUAUGGAUUUGACUGAUUUGUCCAAUAGCAGGGUAAAGUUGACCGGUCAAAAGUCCGAGAAAAAACGUCUGUUGGAGGCCCAUUCCUUGCCUGUGGCUCAUCAAACUCGGAAAGGCACAGAGUUAGGUCGUUCAAAAGCAGGUGCCAAGUCGUUUGUUACCAGGAAUCACUUAAAUCGUCUGGUAUGCAUCGCUCGGAAGAGAACAGCUUCAAACGAUGAAAAUGCAGAAACCAUCCAUAUUAAGAAUGAUAAAAAGAUUUCAUUGACCAGAUCUGGCGCUUCACAUAUUGCUGCAGUAGACAAUUUAUCAGAGGAAAUUGUUCGAAAGGAAAGUCUUGCUGUGGAUCAUGCUGAUGCACAAAUGGCCGCUGAGGCAAUUGAGACGACCUGCUUCGAGGUCCAGUUGCCUGAAGAUAAUGGGACUAGUAAUAACCCUGAUACAGUAAAAGCUACCAGAAAAAAUCAAUCGAGUGACAUAAUAACUGCCCGUCCAGAAGAAAGCUUGACCGAGAAAAGACCCCACAGCCCGAGUAUUGGAGUCAUCACUCGAAAAGCCGAGCAAUUGAAAAGGACAUGCCAGAGCACGAGUGAUAAGCCAUCCGUUUUGCCAGAAGCUACUGAUUUGACUGUUUUGUCCAAUAGCAGGGUAAAGUUGACCGGUCAAAAGUCCGAGAAAAAAUGUGAGUUGGAGGACCAUCUCGGCUUUUCCGUGCCUUCGGCUCAUCGAACUCGGAAAGGCACAGAGUUAGGUCGUUCAAAAGCAGGUGCCAAGUCGUUUGUUACCAGGAAUGACUUAAAUCGUCUGGCAUGCAUCACUCGAAAGAGAUCAUCUUCAAAAGAUAAAAAUGCAGAAUCCGUCCAUAUUAAGAAUGAUAAAAAGAGUCGGUUCAACAGAUCUGGUGCUUCACAUAUUGAUUCUGUAGACAAUUUACCAGAAGAAAGAGUUCGGAAGGAAAAUCUUGCUGUGGAUCAUGCUGAUGCACAAUGUCAUAAUCCAAGAUUAAAAAGAUUGAGAAAGGUUGGAACGGAUUUUUCUUCAGAUCAAAAUGUUGAAAUUGGAAGUUCAAGGCAUGAUGCCACUCAAAAUGCUACUGAUCAGGAAAAAGUUGGUGCCAGCUCAUCUGAGGAAAAUGGCGAGAACAAUAUUGCUGAGAAAUUGCCGGAUGCUACAAAAGCAAAUGACAAACUAGAAGCAUCUCCCCCUACUGCUGCUUCCAGAAUACCAGCAAACAGUGUGUCUCCUAUCUGCAUGGGUGAUGAAUACCACACACAGUCUUGCAGAAAGAAUCUUGCGAGGAUGUCUCUUAUUACAGAAAUGAUUAAAGCUGUACCUGCCUCGCCCGGCUCGUUUAAUGGGAGGAAAGAGUCAAGAAAGAGGAAAGAUAUUACAAAUGUUAGAGUCUUGUUUAGCCAGCACCUGGAUGAGGAUGUUAUCAAGCAUCAGAAAAAGUUGAGAUUGUUACAAAUUAUACCCCUAACAUGUAAAUUGGAAAGGAUACUUUUUUCAGAUGCCUCCCAUUUUGUGGCAGAUGAAUUUGUCCGAACUAGGAACAUGCUAGAAGCCAUUGCUUCUGGAAAGCCUGUGGUCACUCACUUAUGGAUCGAAAGUUGUGGACAAGCUAGUUGUCUUAUUGAUGAGAAGAAUUACAUACUUCGAGAUUUAAAGAAGGAAAGAGAGUUUGGCUUCUGUUUGCCAGCUUCUCUCACAAGGGCAGGCCAACAUCCACUAUUACAGGGCCAGAAAGUUUUGAUUACCCCUAAUACAAAACCUGGAAAAGACAUUCUAGCAAACUUGGUCAAAGCGGUUCAUGGUUUGGUGAUCGAGAGAGUCGGUCGAUCUGUACUGAAGGAUGAAAAACUUUCGGAUGAUCUUCUGAUCUUAUCUUGUAAUGAAGAUUAUGAUGACUGUGUCCCUUUUCUUGAAAAAGGUAGCCCUGUGUAUAGUUCGGAGCUGGUGUUAAAUGGAAUUGUUAAACAGAAGCUAGAAUAUGAAAGGCAUCGGCUCUUUGAUGAUCAUGUUAAAAGGACCCGAUCAACAAUAUGGAUGAGAAAGAAGAACGGAUAUCGUCCUGUAACAAAAUGCAAAUAAGGCGAUAGCCCUCUUUUUUCGUGCAGCACCCUCAAUGUGCCUGUUUUGUAAAUUACAAGAGACGUGUUGUUCGUGUUAGUUUUACCUGUAAAUUUUGCAGUCAAAUAAUGUUGUUUGUUUCACUGUUCAAAGCCGUUAUUCAUGAUUCCCCUGCCAUCAUUUAGUUUUUGGGUUAUUAUCUUUUCUUUGUGAAUUUUUCGAUGAGAUGCUCUUUUGAAGCACAGUAUGGUUGAAGUUGUGUUGAAGAUGCUAAUCCUUCUAUAUGACAAGCGUUUUCGGUACAACCGGUAAUAUCGUCGGUAUUAUUAGAUUAGCAAAUAUAAUAGUUGUUGGGCUUAAA